AUGUUCUCUUCAUCCGUCACUCGGCUCUCCAAACACUUGUUGGCCACAACCAAAUUGUCAUCUACUACUGCUACUGCUAAUGCUAAUGCUACUGCUAUUGCCAAGGCAUCAGCUGCCACUUCCGAUGUGUGGACCAUCUCACGUCAAACCUUUGCGACCAAUCGCAAGACCAUUGAUGCCAAGAAUGUCAAGCGUCUCAAAAUCCAAGCCAAGAAAAAGAAGAAUCUUAGCAAGCCGGCCAAAUCAGUAGAAGAGCAGGACAAUGAUCAAUCCAAGACGGAGGACGCAAAUCAACCAUUCUUGCAACAACAAGAGUGGGUCAAAUUUCAGCAAAGCAUUUCCGUCGAUGGUUUCCAAACUGGUCAAGUCACUACGGCUACUGUCUUGAAAAAGGGAAGAGGUGGUAAGCAAGCUCGUCGUCGCAAGGAAAUGGAACUGGCGAAACUACAAGAAUCGCAAGAUGUUACCGUCAAUACGGACGAAAAGUUCCCGGCCAUUCGGUACUCCCAAGAAGAAACCGAACGACUUUUGGAACAAGCCUAUGCCGCCGUGCCAGAACGAGCCGGUAAGCGAGGGACUCGCAACUUGCAAAAGCAAGAAAAUCGAUGGCAGCUGGUACGAGAGAUUCGUUCCAAAUACAAGGCCCAAAUUGCAGCGGCCCACGAACGUCGGAUGGAAAAGCGUCACUGGAAGCGACAACAAGUGAUUGCCGCCAAGGAAGAAGCACCAAGUCUAAGAUCUCAAGAUGUCGAGUAUCAAGCUCAAGUCUUGCAACGAUGGGCCGAUACCAUGUAUGGAAGCAACAAUGAAGAAGAUACUGCUGCGACUGCGGCUGUGGAACAAGGAGAGAGUUUGGAAAAGGUUGCCAGUGCCAGUGAUUAG
Cylindrotheca closterium is the source of this 882-nucleotide messenger RNA. Lineage: Eukaryota; Bacillariophyta; Bacillariophyceae; Bacillariales; Bacillariaceae. The record is from the annotation of a GenBank genome assembly.